AUGAGCCUUGAUCCGAGUGCCUUUCCGAGGUCGAACUCCCCCGCAAGCUCCGAGAGCUCCUUAACGCGCACGCGCUUGCAGGGAAAAGAUGCCCUAGGAUCCCUCAAGAAGGACAAAAGCUACCGUCGUUAUGCGUCAAGUGUCGAACGAGCGCUGUCACUGUUUGACAACGCCCUCCAAGAAUGGGCCGACUACAUCUCCUUCCUGAGUCGGCUUUUGAAGGCACUUCAAACCCACCCGCCAGACCAACCAAUUGUACCCCAUAAGGUGCUAGUCUCGAAGCGACUGGCACAAUGCUUGAAUCCGUCAUUACCAUCCGGAGUCCACCAAAAGGCGCUCGAAGUCUAUACGUACAUAUUUGGGCUGAUCAAGCUCGACGGACUGUCGCACGACCUGCCUUUAUAUCUGCCUGGCCUUGCGCCAACCCUGACAUUCGCCUCGCUCACUGUUCGCCCGCUUUUUCUAUCAUUGGUGGAGGGUUAUAUUGUCGACCUAGAACCAUGGGCCAUUCGGCCAGCCCUGAAAGCAAUUCUCUUAGCCCUGCUCCCUGGCCUGGAGGAGGAGACAAGCGACGACUUUGAGCCGACACUACGGAUCGUCAACAAGCUUCGCGAGGUAGGCGGGCGGCUUGAGACCCAAAAAACAUCUGAAUCUGGGGCUUCUGGGCAGUAUUUCUGGCAAUGUCUGUUCCUCGCAUCGAUCACAAACCCCAGCCGACGACUUGGUGUCCUAGCCUACUUGAACCGCUACCUACCUAAAUUGGGCAUUGCCAACCGUCGUCAGAGUGCGGCUGAUACCAGUGAUGUUAAAGACUUUCCACCUGAGAUGCUUGCAGCAGCAGAUUCCGUGAUACUCCCAGAACCGGGCUUGUUGAUCCGAUGUUUCGCAUCAGGUCUUUCCGACGACCAACUCCUGGUUCAGCGAAACUUUCUCGAUCUUCUGGUGACCCAUUUGUCACUGAACUCUCCAAUUCUACAGACGCGAAUCACGGACCGUGAUCUCGAAACUUUAAUCGUUGCUGCGGUGGGUGUGGUCACUCGACGCGACAUGGGCCUGAACCGCCGACUCUGGGCAUGGUUCCUUGGCCCCGAGCCUGCAAUUGAACGUGAGCGUUCAUCUGUUGAUGGCCAAAAGGUUCCGUCAGAAACUGGCCACGUUUCUGCCGAUGCGAAGGAGCUUUCACAGUCUCAAUAUUUCAGCCGCGUGGGUUUGCAGCCCUUAGUAAAUGGUCUUCUCAAGAUGAUCAAACAAGGUUCUAAGAUUCCUUCUGAGAGGACAAAGCCCUUUCGCAUUGCUCUCUCCUUGAUGGAUCGCUGGGAAAUCGGUGGUUAUAUCGUUCCAGCAGUUUUCCUUCCCACAAUUCGCAGUGUCCAAGCCUUCGAGAAAGAAGCUCCCAGGAAUCAUUUCGAGGAAGUCUUCCGCAGUGCUAGCGCCUUUUUUGACGGUGUGGAAAGCAGUGUCAUCUUCUCCGAACUCUUAGGCCUAGUUGAUUUCCGCUCUAAUGAUGUGGAGCGUGAUCCUGACCAAGUUUUGCGAAGCCUUGAUCUUGCCCGGUUCAUCAUUGAUAAUUUCAAUGUGCGAGAAGAAGACAUGCUUCAGAUUCAUGUUCCUUUGUUAACGCUAUCGGUACUCGUCAGAAUGCGUGAAAUAUCUUUGCAUACACCCUCACCGGGAGCCAGUAUUGACAAACAAGCCGUAUCCAUUGCGUUGAAUAGCGUGCUGAAAUCACUGAUUCCACUGCUUACGGAGAGGGUAUUCUCAAGAAAGACAGGCCACGAGAAAUCCACUGCUGACACCAAGACUCGAAAUCAUGACAUUCUGAAAAAGAUUCAUAGUUUCUAUGAAAGCAGCAAAAAUAGCCUCGAUCUUCCUCCUCUUCCAUUUGGCCCGAAGCAGAUCAGCGAGAUGAUCAUUCGUGAAGCUCACGAUCUAUCUGUCGAAGCACUUGAGAGUGAUGAUAACACCUUAUGUCUCCACGAAAAAGUCGACAUCCUUGUAAAAUUGCUAAUGAAGCUGCCGAGGUCCCGUGUGCUCCGUGAUAGGCGGCUCUACGGAGCACUAUCUCGAAAAUUAGACAAGAAAGACAACACUCCAAGCACUGCCUCCUUCGCAGUCAUUUCUACCAUUGCCUCCGCGUUGACCAACUUGUUCUUCAUCCAUAGCCUCGGCUUCUACAUCAGCUAUGAGGAUGCCUGCGGUCUGAUUCCUGACCUAGUCGAACAGCUCUGGCAAUACCUUUCGCCAUUGAGUCCUAAAUUUCAUGUUGAAGCGGUUAGGUGUCUAUGGUCGCUUCACUCAAUUUCUUGGGUUGAUCACCUUGUUGAGGCAUCGAUUACCUCUCUAAUGGUCAAUUCAUCAUUCACAAGAUCCUACCAUCUCUCAUCGGAGGAACAAGCCGAGAAGUUCUAUGUACUUUGGAACCACAGCCAUCAUGGCACGCACGAGCAACCUCCUAAACAGGUUCUUGAGGUUGGGGGAACAUUAUUCUCUUAUCAGUGUUCGAUGCUCGAACGUCCCCUGUUCAUUGUACUUGAUCUUCUAUCUCAAGGACCUGGAGAUGUGUCUCAGAGUGUCCAGCAAUGGCUCCAAGACCUCCACUCUAUUCAUAGAAUUUUCCAUGUCGUUAUCUUGAAGCUCGAAGAGUUAUUUGAGCAUGAUAUCUCUGGUGCAAUCACUGAACAAGACAAUUCAAUUUCCCCGGACGAUUACAAAGAGUGCAACUAUCUGCUGCGAACAGCCUCAAACAUCAUCGCGUCACUUUCUCAUAGCGGAUGGGUCACGCUUCUCACCCAUACACUGGGCCAGGCUGACAAGCAUCCGGACGCAUCCAAGUCUGAAGAUGGUGGCAAUGUGAAGAGUUUCCAUGCGACAAUAUUCCAGGCCUGCCACGGAAUUAUCAGCGACAAGGCGUUGACAUCAACACAGGGCAACUUGGAUGGAGAGCGAUUGCAAAGAGAUGCCCUUCAUCUCAUGCGACAACUCCUUUUGGGACCAGGUGCAGAGGACCUGGCGGAAUCUGGAAUUGAUGAUUUCUUGGUCGAUCGCCUUCUGAUUGCCUCGGAUGAGGGGGGGCCAAAGCAUCAACGAGCCGCCUCUCGUGAACGUUUGACCAGUCCUUCAAUAUUAUCUUUCACAAGUGACAAGGCAGAUAGAGGCCAGCCAUUGCCUCAAUUUCCUCGCCCUCCAGAGCGACUUUUAGAUUGCCUGCUCAAGGGCAUCAGCUCAACAAAAUCCCAUGAGAUUGUGGACAAGUGGAUUGGACUCCUUUGCGAGGUGCUCCCACUCUAUUCAGGCUCGCUUUUCCAAAUUCUGCUUAUGUUGGUGGAAUGCUUCUGCAGAGAGAUCAAAGCCUCCUUUGGAAGACUUCAGCUCGCGUUCCAACAAACAGAGAACUGGCCGCAAGACCGAUCUGAACAGGUUACUAUUGCUUUACUCACCGGUCUUGAAACAUGCAUUGCCAACGCCCAUGAACGUCUUCUCGUGGAGGAAUCGAACAUUCCGGCCGCCAAGAGCCCAGAUCAGCCCCAAGGCUUUUUCGGAAAUAUGGUGUCCGGCGUGUUCAACUCGGAAGGCAACCAAGGCCGGUCUAAUACCGCUAAUGAUCGGUUGACAGUCCUUCUCUGCUUCCAGGAUGCCGCUCGUCUUUGUUUCUCUAUCUGGGCCUGGGGCGCAGGAGAUCGGACUGGCUCUCCAGAUUUCGAAUCAAUUGCAUCCUUCCAGUACACUUCGUUGCGAAUGAGAAAUAGAUCCAGACGAAUUCUUGAACACCUGUUCACUGCAGAGGCGCUUGAAUGUCUUGAGACAUUAGUUGAAUUGUGGACAAAAUCUGACACAGAUACCGCAGCGCUUAUUUUUAACCUCCUGCAUACCCUUGAUGGCUCGAGCCCGAAGAUCGCUAUUCCUGCCGUAUUCAAUGCGAUCUACACACGAACAAAUCCUAGCGCAUUAGACAACCAUCGCAAGUCAUCUUUGACCACUAGCCUGUCCGAGUCUGAACUAGCCAGUUUCUUGGUUGCCUAUGCUCGCUCCUUGGAUGAUGAUGUCCUUGACGAAAUUUGGGCCGACUGUACGAUUUUCCUUCGUGAUGUGCUCAGCAAUCCUUUCCCUCAUCGUCAGAUCCUUCCACGUCUCAUUGAAUUCGCGGCUAUCCUGGGCUCAAAGUUGGAGAACACAACAUUCGGUGAAGACCGUCGCAUGUGCAAGGAGCUUGGAGAUGUUCUUCUCCGUCUUCUUACAGCUGUCUUCGCUAGCAAACCAUUAGGCCUCAACCAGGACGCUGGUCUUUUAGCAAGAUCUUCUCUCGAUUAUGACCGGACAGCAGUUUCGCAUACUGGACCAGAUGACAUGCUAAGCAUUCUUGCUGUCUCCAUGCCAUCUUUCAUCACAACCCUGGGUGACUCGGACCGCAUCAAUACCGCCAUCAACGGUGUGUCAACCAAUGUGGUUGGUCCACUCAUCCGCUCUCGGUUAUUCCCCAACAACCUCAACCGCAAUGUGAUGGUCCUAUUGCAGCAAAUGGCCAAAGUGCCCGCAGCCGCAAAGGUAUGGAAGAAGGAUAUUGCCGAUGCAUUCAAUGAUCCACGCUUCUUCGGGUUGCAGGUGGAUCUAAUCAAAGACAACUGGAUGGACCUAUUGCGACAGUGGGCGAUUGCAGACAAAGACCGGCUGGGGGAGCUGUUGAGUCGCCUCCCACCGCCCAGCGCUGCUGGGAUCAUGUUCGGCGUGGGGGCAUCUGCGGCACGACUAGAAGCUGACCGUAGGGCACAACUCAAUCUGCGUCGUAUUGCAGUGCUCCUGCUGUCUGCCAGUACCGAUUAUUUCGUGGGCGAAUUGCCAGGCCUUCUCCAGAAACUUGAGGAUCUUCUAGCAGCCACCAGCUCUUCUUCUCCAUCAUCUGCAACACGGGCAGAGAUCUUCAUGGUGCUCCGUGCCCUCGUACUCAAAACAUCUGCUCCUGCCAUGGCGCCUUUUUGGCCGUUGAUCAACGCAGAGCUGCAGGAAGCUGUUUCUGCUGUUCCACAGGGCUUGCAAUCUGAUCUCUAUAACCCUUACUCCCUACUACAGGCCUGCAAGCUACUAGAUAAUCUCCUGGUCGUCGCCCCAGACGACUUCCAGCUUCUGGAAUGGCUCUUUGUGACUGACACCAUCGAUGCAGUCUACCCGCCUAAUCGCUGGGAGCCGGUUGCCCUCGCUGAUGAGGUAUCUCAAAGCUUCGGAGCACGCAAUGCUCUGACACCAUCUAUUUCGCAUGAGCACACGGAGUCCGCAACUCGCGGUGGUCUGAAGCGGCCGUGGCUUAUCUCAGACCAUAUUCGAGAGACGGCAAAGGACGAGAUCGUCGAGCGGGUCCUGCGACCGUUCUUUGACCGGCUGAGUAUCUACGUAUUCGAGAGUACGUAUAGCAUGGAAGGUGCAGACCUAAGUGUAUGUCGGGAUGAUCUCUUGGCGGAUUUGUUCAACGAGAGCACUAUGGCAAAUUAA
Molecule: messenger RNA, 5481 nt
Organism: Penicillium pulvis
Lineage: Eukaryota; Fungi; Ascomycota; Eurotiomycetes; Eurotiales; Aspergillaceae
Product: dopey family protein
Exons: 8
Coding region: 1-5481 (1826 amino acids)
Biological process (GO): Golgi to endosome transport
Cellular component (GO): trans-Golgi network; endosome
Source: RefSeq, a predicted model, not a curated record